Messenger RNA from Papilio machaon (common yellow swallowtail), 944 nucleotides. RefSeq names its product DAZ-associated protein 2. The record is from RefSeq and is a predicted model, not a curated record. Lineage: Eukaryota; Metazoa; Arthropoda; Insecta; Lepidoptera; Papilionidae. The transcript has 5 exons. Bases 211 to 819 code for a protein of 202 amino acids.
UAAUGAGAAAUUAUUAAUAAUUAUUACUUAGACUAAAUCUAGCACUGUUAGGAGAACACAGCGGCCCUAUUUUACAUAUUGCCACAUAGAUUAUAUUCACUAAAAACAACUGUACAAUGGCGUUAUUGUCGUGUAGUGUUUGCUGUGAAUGUUUGUCGCCACGAAGUCGGUGCAAUAUAAAGAGAAUUUAAAUUUCUCGUUGGCUUGCACAUGUUUCGUAGCGGCACACGUUGCCCUCGUGAGAGUGCGAUUGAGAUGUGGUUGCGGGGUGAGUCGGGCGGGAUCGGGGUUCGAUCCGGCUUGACGCAGCAAGUUGUUGCAGUGACACCGCCCCUGGGAGCCUACCCGCAGCCGCAGCCCCCGCAGGGACCCUUCCUGCCGGCGCCGCCGCACCAGGCCGCACCUCAAUAUGGUGUGGCAGGUGGUGGUCCGUACAGCGUAGCAUUCGGUGGUGCGGGCGCAGGCGCUGGAGGUGUGUAUGCCCCGCCCCCCUAUGACCAGCUGCAGCACCAUCAGGCCAUACCGGCCCUCAGCCAGCAGUUGCCCAUGUACAGUCCUGCGGCAGCUAUGUAUGCAGCGGCGGCCGGCUAUCCGGGGUACAUCGGAUACCCAGUACAAUACUACCCUUAUUACCCCGCCGCCAUGCAGCCUUCCAUACAACCCUUAAGGCCCACCAUUAUGAUACCGCAGAACGGGUUCGAGGCGAGCGGCAGGUUCGAGGGCCUGGCGCAGACCCUGCUGCCGCCCGCACCCCCCGGCGUGCCCCCCUCGCCCGCGCACCUCGCCGCCCUGCAGCCCCACCAAGUACUGUGGCGCUAAAGUAGUCCCGCAAUGAGCAGCGCCGACGUCAGCAGACAAGCUAACACGGAGCCAGACAAAUUGGUCUUUAUAUUUAUUACUCUAUAUCAAAAUGUUAAAGGUAUUUUAAAAUUAAUUAGAAACUA